GCUGAUUACUUCAUGCUUUUUUUUUUUAUCAUGUCGACACUGUUCCUCAUCGACCCGUUGUAAGAAAGUGUUUAAACAUGGAGCAGUGGCAGGACGCGGCCUCUCAGCAGAUCGAGCCUCUCACAAACCGUCUGAAUGAACUGAUGUCUAAAGGCCUGGGGCUGCUGCGCUCCGAGCUCGGGAUGGAUUUGGGACUGAAGCCUGAGCUGAUUCCAUCAUGGGUGAUCCUCUUAGCGGUGUGCGCAGGGCUGCUGCUCAUGGUGGCUCUCUGGGCCUCAGCCUGCCAGGCUCUCUUCAAGACACGACCAGCUGUGAGGCCAGCUGACAGCGAGGUCGUCAACGUCAAACUCGAGGAGCCGAAGAGAAAAAAGAAGGAUGCAGAAAAGGCAUCCCUGCCUAAUGGGAGAGAUGUUACUGAACCACAGGAAGAGCCCAUUGAUGAGACAGAGCCGUAUCACCUGUCAACCCCCCAGAAGUCGAAGAAGUCAAAGAAGAAGAUCAAACAGGCUUAUAAGGAGACCAAAGCUGUGAAAGCAGAUGGCAAAGAACCAGAGGAAGGUUCAUGGGAAACGAAGGUGAGCAGCAAGGAGAAGCGUGAGCAACGCAAGAAAGACAAGAGUUCAAAUGAUGGCCCAGACAGUCCGGGUGGAGGAAACACACCAGCGAGCGCCCCUCCAGAGCAGCCCAAGGCCUCCGCACUUCUCAGCCAGAAAAAGAAAAAAGUGGUGACUCCCUGUAUCACUGAUGUGGCUGAUGAGGUUCCUGCUCACGCUGCUGCUCAGAAGACUGACCCCUGGACAUCCAGUAAAGAAACGCCAUCACCCUGGAGGGCUGAGAUUGAUGAGUCAUGGACUGUGAUUGAGAGGGGGAUUACUACAGCAGAGGGAAAUCUGUCUUUACCUGGAAGUACUGCUGAGCCACAACCUAUGAUGGAGUCACUCUGGCUCAGUCAGCCCAAAGUGGAGGACGAGUGGUCUGGACUUCACGGUGGUUCACUUGACCCCACUUCUGACUGGAACGCCCCUGCUGUGGCCUGGGGCAACUUUGAGGGGGGCAACUAUGAGGAGCCCACUCCUGAGCCUCCUCAGACUCAGGAGAAGCCCCGACCUGAUCCUGCUACGGUUAAUCUGCUUGUAGGAGUAGCUCCUGAUGAGGAAGAUGAGAAAGUGGAGGUAGAGACUGCUGCUGAUGGAGCCGACAAAGUGAAAAAGAAGAAGAAGAAGAAGAAAGCUGCAGAGGAGGAAGAGGCAGGUUUCCAUGAGAUGUCUAGUGAUGAUCUAUAUAUAAACAUGUUUCCAUAUGUAUAUCUUGCUAACCUUUUUUAUUAUUUUUUAACCAUGAAAGGCUUUACAUUUCUCUCUGCUUCAUAUGAAGGAAUUGACAUCUCAAAAAUCUACUUGGAUUUCACAAGAAAGCUUGCACACCAACCUAGCUUUUAUCAAUGUGUCCCACAGGGCGAGGAGCGGGAGAAGGAGAUCGCACCUACAGCCACGGUGAAGAAGAUACCACCUCUUCAAGAGAAUACUGCUGCUGUCCAGCCUGUAAGAGCAGCUGAUGCUGAGUUUAGACCGGAGCAGCUUGUGAAGGACAACAUAUCUAAGACCCAAGUGCCACAAAGGCCGUCUAAUGAUGAGCCCAUCGCCAAGAGGAACAGCCCUGCUGCUCCAAAACAACAAAGUAAGUAUGCCAUGAGAUCCAAACCGCAAAGCCUUCAAAGAAGAAGAAGGCGAGAAGAGAGACAUGAGAACACGUUGUGAAGACUUAAAGAUACUGUUUAUGCAACUCAUUCUGUGAUAACAACUUU
Molecule: messenger RNA, 1804 nt
Organism: Labrus mixtus (cuckoo wrasse)
Lineage: Eukaryota; Metazoa; Chordata; Actinopteri; Labriformes; Labridae
Product: protein LYRIC-like
Exons: 12
Coding region: 78-1757 (559 amino acids)
Biological process (GO): positive regulation of angiogenesis; positive regulation of canonical NF-kappaB signal transduction; negative regulation of apoptotic process
Cellular component (GO): nucleus
Molecular function (GO): transcription coregulator activity
Source: RefSeq, a predicted model, not a curated record